GUCAGGCGGCGGCGCUCGGGACCCUCUGGCCGCACGGGGGACGAACUGACUGACGUAUCUCGCCCGCCCGCGUCCCCGCCCCCGCCCCUGCCUCAUCUACCCGGGGCUCCCGGGGCUCCUGGCCAGAGCGCUUUCUCUCGCUGCUCCUCUCUUCGGCCCUUUCUCUCUCUGGCACCUCGGGCGGCUGCGGUGGCAGCGGCGACAGCGACCCCGGCAGCAGCGAGCGGCGGGAGCGGGUGGCCGUGACGAUGAAGUGCAAGCCCAACCAGACGCGCACCUACGACCCGGAGGGGUUCAAGAAGCGGGCGGCGUGCCUGUGCUUCCGGAGCGAGCGCGAGGACGAGGUGCUGUUAGUGAGUAGCAGUCGGUACCCGGACCGCUGGAUCGUGCCGGGCGGGGGCAUGGAGCCCGAGGAGGAGCCGGGCAGUGCGGCUGUCCGAGAGGUGUUCGAAGAGGCGGGAGUCAAGGGGAAGUUAGGCCGGCUCCUGGGCAUUUUCGAACAGAACCAAGACCGCAAGCACAGAACGUACGUGUACGUACUGACCGUCACCGAGAUUCUGGAGGAUUGGGAAGAUUCGGUUAGCAUUGGAAGGAAGCGAGAGUGGUUCAAAAUCGAAGAUGCGAUCAAGGUUCUCCAGUGCCACAAGCCCGUGCAUGCCGAAUAUCUGGAGAAACUAAAGCUGGGCGGCUCCCCAACCAAUGGAAACUCGGUGGCCCCGUCUCUGCCACAGAGCGAUCCCUAGUAUGUACCGCUCCUGCACAGACUUCUGCUUUCCGCCUACCUUAGAAUAAAUAGUGCCCGGAGCACCUCUGCUGCCUAGUGCGGUCUCUCGGGGAGGAGGGGGGCUUCUUUUGUUUCCUUGGCAGAGCUCUGAAUCACGCUUGCAAACUGUCUCAGUUGCCAGGCACUGUUUUCAGACAAUUUGCACGUUUUUCAGAUGCUUUGAAAAUCGCUGCUUCGUAGGACUGUAACAGAUUUCGGUAAGCCUAAACCACGUGGGUUUGUUUGUUGUUGUUUUUUUAAGGUGCCUUAACUGCUUGCUCAGCUCUUAGUGUGUGUGUGUGUGUGUGUGUGUGUGUGUGUGUGUGUACAAGUGUGUUCACGCUGUGGGU
Prionailurus viverrinus (fishing cat) is the source of this 1113-nucleotide messenger RNA. RefSeq names its product diphosphoinositol polyphosphate phosphohydrolase 3-beta. Gene Ontology annotation, cellular component: cytoplasm; nucleus. NCBI's taxonomy places the organism in Eukaryota, Metazoa, Chordata, Mammalia, Carnivora, Felidae. Bases 249 to 743 code for a protein of 164 amino acids. The record is from RefSeq and is a predicted model, not a curated record. Gene Ontology annotation, biological process: diphosphoinositol polyphosphate metabolic process; adenosine 5'-(hexahydrogen pentaphosphate) catabolic process; diadenosine hexaphosphate catabolic process. Gene Ontology annotation, molecular function: bis(5'-adenosyl)-pentaphosphatase activity; bis(5'-adenosyl)-hexaphosphatase activity; diphosphoinositol-polyphosphate diphosphatase activity. The transcript has a single exon.